GACGGGUUCACUGUGGUUUGUUCUGAGCUUUUCUCUAUCUUCAAGCAGCUUUAAACAGCCUAACGUACACACUAAACGAAAUGGGAGCUACCAGAGAAAAGAAAGAAGCAUACUUCUCCAAGUUAAGACAAUUAGUCGAGGAAUACAAGUCCGUCUUCGUUGUUGGUGUUGACAAUGUCUCCUCCCAACAGAUGCACGAAGUCAGAAAGGCUUUGAGAAAGGACGCUGUCGUUUUGAUGGGUAAGAACACCAUGGUCAGAAGAGCUAUGAGAGGUUUCCUUUCCGAAUUCCCAGACUACGAAAAGCUGAUGCCUUUAGUCAAGGGUAACAUUGGUUUCAUUUUCACCAAUGCUGACUUGAAGACCAUCAAGGACGUUGUCUUAGAAAACAAGGUUGCUGCUCCAGCCAGAGCUGGUGCCAUUGCACCUGCUGACGUCUGGGUCCCAGCUGGUAACACCGGUAUGGAACCAGGUAAGACCUCUUUCUUCCAAGCUUUGGGUGUUCCAACCAAGAUUGCCAGAGGUACCAUUGAAAUUACCUCCGACGUCAAGAUUUUGGCUGCUGAACAAAGAGUUGGUCCUUCUGAAGCUUCUUUGUUGAACAUGUUGAACAUCUCUCCAUUCACCUAUGGUUUGACUAUCAUCCAAGUCUUCAACGAAGGUAACAUCUUCCCAUCUUCCAUCUUGGACAUCACUGACGAAGAAUUGUUAUCCCACUUCACUUCUGCUGUCUCUGCAAUCACCCAAAUCUCUUUGGCUUCCGGUUACCCAACUAUUGCUGCAGUUUCUCACCAAAUCGUCAACACUUACAAGAACGUUCUUGCUUUGUCUGUUGCUACCGAUUACACCUUCGAAGGUUCUGAGCAAAUCAAGGACAGAAUCGCCAACCCAGAUGCUUACGCUGCUGCUGCUCCAGCUGCUGCUGCUUCCUCUGGUUCUGCUGGUGCCGCUGAAGAAGCUGCUCCAGAAGAAGAGGCUGACGAAUCCGAUGACGACAUGGGUUUCGGCUUGUUCGACUAAGCGUGUUUUCUAUAGAUUAGUAUUAUAGUAUUUUCUAAACUACUUUUAUAUCUGACUAGUGUAAACGUCGUUUUGUUUUCUAAAUAUGGGGGCCUAAUGAAUGAUAAUCCGUUGAAUUCAGC
Molecule: messenger RNA, 1141 nt
Organism: Pichia membranifaciens NRRL Y-2026
Lineage: Eukaryota; Fungi; Ascomycota; Pichiomycetes; Pichiales; Pichiaceae
Exons: 1
Coding region: 81-1019 (312 amino acids)
Biological process (GO): ribosomal large subunit assembly; ribosome biogenesis; cytoplasmic translation
Cellular component (GO): cytosolic large ribosomal subunit
Molecular function (GO): structural constituent of ribosome; large ribosomal subunit rRNA binding
Source: RefSeq, a predicted model, not a curated record